AUGCUUUUUAAAUUGAAGGCCAAGUAUUUUAAGACUAGUGACUUCUGGAAUGCUGAGUUGUCAAAUGGUGCUUAUGUUAGUUGGGGAAGCAUUGUCAAGGGUAGGAAUGUUGUUAGAAAAUGUCUUAGAUGGAAUGUGGGAGAUGCGAGACUUCAUAAUAGUGUACCUGAGAACAUUGUCACUGAGGUUUUAGCUAUGCCUGUUUGUAAUUUAUCUAAUAAUCCUGAUAUGCUCAUUUGGUCUGCUAGCAAUUCAGGUAGUAUCUCUGUCAAAGAUGCUUAUACUUUCUUGAACAAGAAAUUCAAUGGGGAAUUCAUUAUCAACAAGGACUGGAGUUUUCUCUGGAAACUCAAGUGUCCUUUUAAGUACAAAUUCUUCUUAUGGCAAUUAUGCCAAAACAGAGUUAAUGUGAAUGAAUCUCUAUACAUGAAAGGUUUGUGUAAUCAUCCUGGUUGUACUCUCUAUAACAAUGACUUUGAAACUACGUUUCAUCUGUUUUUUGGUUGCGCCAAAGUGCUUGAGAAGGUAAGGUUUAAUGCUAAUUGGGUCCUGGCUACUGCCCUUAGGACGGAUAAUGAGUACUAUCAGGUUAACUCAAUCAGUUCUACAGGUGGAAGAAAUAUGGAAGAAAUUCAUGUUGCCCGGCAGGUUCCUAAUGCAGGAUAUUAUAAUAUCAAUACUAAUGGUUCUACCAUUGAUUGUGGUGAUGCAGGAAUUGGUGGUAUUAUCCGAGAUGGAGCUGGAGGUUUUGUUGCCUGUUUUUGUAAACACAUUUGCAAGAAUAACAACAAUGUCGCAGAGGUUUGGGCAAUCAGGGAUGGCCUCAUAUUGGCUGACCAGUUGGGCGCUAACUGUCUGGAGGUGGAAAGUGACUCGUGCUAUGCUAUCCAAUUAUGUAAAGGAGAAUCCAAACCUCAUUGGGACACAUACAAACUUGUCCAAUAUAUCAACAUGCUCAAGAACAAGUUUGAUCAAGUGAUUUUCAAGCAGAAAUACAGAGAGGCUAAUCAAGUUGCUGACAGAUUAACGAAAAAUGGUGCUACAAGAGAGGUUGAAGGCAUAUGGACUACAAACAUGCCUAGUUUUAUUAAUUCAGUUUUUAAUAAUAUGUAA
This is a messenger RNA of Papaver somniferum (opium poppy), 1113 nucleotides long. RefSeq lists its product as uncharacterized. The transcript is spliced from 3 exons. The record is from RefSeq and is a predicted model, not a curated record. Gene Ontology annotation, molecular function: RNA-DNA hybrid ribonuclease activity; nucleic acid binding. NCBI's taxonomy places the organism in Eukaryota, Viridiplantae, Streptophyta, Magnoliopsida, Ranunculales, Papaveraceae. The coding region runs from base 1 to 1113 and encodes 370 amino acids.